This is a messenger RNA of Varanus komodoensis (Komodo dragon), 16035 nucleotides long. RefSeq names its product low density lipoprotein receptor class A domain containing 4 (gene LDLRAD4). Gene Ontology annotation, biological process: negative regulation of transforming growth factor beta receptor signaling pathway. The record is from RefSeq and is a predicted model, not a curated record. The transcript is spliced from 7 exons. The coding region runs from base 707 to 1639 and encodes 310 amino acids. NCBI's taxonomy places the organism in Eukaryota, Metazoa, Chordata, Lepidosauria, Squamata, Varanidae. Gene Ontology annotation, molecular function: R-SMAD binding. Gene Ontology annotation, cellular component: early endosome membrane; Golgi membrane.
AGACAGCCUCAGCGCGCAGAUCUUGCCUGCCGGAGGAGACAGACAGACAGACAGACAGCCGCACAGGCGGAGGGAAGGAGGGAGGGGAGCAGGAGGAGGAGAAUAAAAGAGACUUCGUCUGCUCUGCAUGAGGAAAAGUCCUCCUCCUGGUGCUUCGGCGGCGUGUAGGGCUGUCAUGAAGGAAAGAAUACUUUCCAUUUCAAAUUCAGCACCUGGGCAGUGACUCCCCAUUGAACUAUUUUCAAAGAUACACUAUGGCUCUCCCUGUGUUCGUCUUACUUACCUGAGGGAAAGGUGAAGCCAUAAGAAAACACAGAAGACAAGUGAAGACCUGAUUCGGAUGAAUCUGAAAGAGACAAACACCAGUGAUGUUCUCUGAACUUAGUGUUAGAACUACAUUUUGAAAACUGCAACUUUUAAAAAUGUGUGGAAUGACUGCUUUCCUUUACUCAGACACCAUGGCCAAAAUUCUCUGGCGGGAUGGUUGAGGCACCUGACCUUUGCAUUUGAAUUUGACACACAUCCUUUUUACCAAGGGCUCAAAGAAUCUGGGAACAGGUGGGAAUUGGAUAUGUCAAAUGGUGGACUGCGGGGAAGAAAUGGACACUGAUAGGCAAAGAUGGAAGUAACUUGACUGCUUCAAACCUAAAGUUGCCUCUAAAAGGACAGCUUAAGACUGGAAUCACAAACUUUCGGGGAGAGCAGUAUGCAGGAAGCUGGUUUCCAGGCUACAAAUGCUUUCACAGAGUGCAAAUUCACCUGCACCAGUGGUAAAUGCUUGCAUCUUGGCUCACUGGUCUGUAACCAACAAAAUGAUUGUGGGGAUAAUAGCGAUGAAGAGAACUGCUUGCUUGUAACAGAGCAUCCACCUCCAAGCAUUUUCAGCUCGGAACUAGAGUUCGUUCAGAUUAUCAUCAUAAUUGUGGUGAUAACUGUUAUGAUAGUAGUGAUCAUCUGCUUGCUGAACCAUUAUAAAGUAUCAACACGGUCCUUCAUAAGUCGGCAGAGCCAAAGCAGGAGGCAAGAGGAAUCCUUACAACCGGAGCGGUGUUUGUGGCCUUCUGAUAGCUCGACUUCUCGUCAGGCAGCUUCUGAGAUUAUGUAUGCCCCACGAUCCAGAGACAGGUUUACUGCCCCAUCCUUUAUGCAGCGAGAACAUUUCAGUCGCUUCCAGCCAACCUAUCCAUACAUGCAGCAUGAGAUUGACCUUCCUCCUACUAUCUCCCUCUCUGAUGGCGAAGAGCCACCACCAUACCAAGGGCCAUGCACACUGCAACUUCGGGACCCAGAACAGCAGAUGGAACUCAACAGAGAAUCUGUGAGAGCGCCACCCAACAGGACUAUAUUUGACAGCGACUUGAUAGACAUUUCAAUGUACAGUGGGGGCCCUUGCCCACCAAGCAGCAAUUCGGGCAUAAGUGCAACCAAUUAUAGCAGUAAUGGAAGGAUGGAAGGACCACCCCCAACUUACAGUGAGGUCAUGGGGCAUUACCCUGGUUCCUCUUUUUUCCAUCACCAGCAAAGCAAUGCACCUCCUUCAUCACAGAGGGGGAGCAGACUUCAGUUUCAGCAGAACAAUUCGGAGAGCACAAUAGUCCCUGUUAAAGGCAAAGACAGGAAACCAGGAAACCUCGUCUAGGUUCCUCUUCCAUGUGUACUUGAAGAGAGACAGGAGAAUAAAACAGGAGCAUGAUGGAAGUUUCUAUGCUCCUGUGCACAAUAUUAAGUUUAAUGUGAUGCAGUUUAGUAAAACCAAACGUGCAAAGCUGUUCUUUGUUUCUGAAUCCUUUCAGGGAAUUGCAUGAAAAGUAGUUUGAAAUAAUUACAACCUUCCAUACAGUUUGGCCAUAAGCAGUGUUUUUGGGGAAAAUAUAUUAUUUUUUUUAAUAAUCUAUUUGAAUUAUUUAAUUCUAAGAGGUAACUUAGCACAGAAAUAUGGCUUGGUCAGCCUGUUUUAUAGCAAGUGAAUGGCUUAAAAAAAGAGAAAAAGAAAGGGUUACUAGGUAAAUUGAGGCAAAAUUGGCCAGUUUGCUUACCCUUCCCCCUCUCCAAGUAUGGAAUUUCUUUUUAUCUCACUUGGGAUUUUUGUUUUGUGUGCCAAGGUUUAAAGGGUUAGGGAAAAAAAGCUAGGUGAAUGCGAGGAGUUAAUUUGUGUUGUGAUACAGUUGUGUUAAAUUUGCACUAUCUUAUAUAUAUACAUAUAUAGGUAUAUGUGUGUGUGUGUAUACAUACAUAUACAUAUAUAUAUACACAUAUACACAUACAUACAUACAUACAUACAUAUAUAUAUAUAUAUAUAUAUGAGGGGACUGUUUUACAUGAAGUUAUAUGCAUCAUCUUUUCACCUGUGGAAUUAUUAGCUCCAAGAAAUCCUCUUAAGGACAGCCCAGACCUUUGUUGAUAAUCACGGAGCAGGGACUAUUGGAUAUAAUUGGACCUCUUAUCACUUUACAUGAAUAAAAAUGAGUAAAAACAUCUUAAUGCAACAUUUUGCAAUAAUUUUGCAUUUGAAUAGAGCAGCAACAAAUUGUCUAGGAACAUAUGGGUGGAAGAAAGCAAAUGUGAAGUUGCCUUCUCUAGGUGGUUUUAGCUAUAAGCCAUUUAUUUAACUAGAAGCAGAUGCCAGCCACAUUACUUAUUUUGUAACUAUAGUUAUAGCUUUACUGCUUGUCACCCCUUUUUUAAAUAAUGCAGUAUUGGCAGUACCUAAAGCUUUUGCAGAUUUUUAUCUUCACUGUAGCCCAUAAUAUAUUCAGACACAUAGCCUGACAUCAUACAAUAAAUGUAUUAUGAUUUUUUUUGCUGUUAAAUCACAUUUUUUGUGUUUUAUAUUAUAUUUUGUGUCUUAGUUCUGUAAAGACAGUGGAUCUCUGUAGCUCUCCUCCCAGUCUCGGCCAUUUCUUCAACUGGUUGAACAAUGCUUAAGAGCGUAAUGCUAUGCAUGAUUAGUAAGGGGAAAGUGCUAUUCAUGGCCCAGGUUUGCUAGGAGUUGCAUGGCUUUUUUCGAGCUGAACAUGCAUAGUAUUGCACUGUAAAGGAGCCUGCACCAUUAGGAGUAUAUUGGGAACUGUUUGAGAAUAUUGUGUUUGCAGUUAGUUAAUCCCAUCUGUGUGCACUGAUCUGUCUUACCUUUUCAUAUGUCACUUUAGGACUGCUACGUUUUUGAAUCGCAACCUAAGGAAUCAGUGAAUUCAUGCUGUAGUAUCGGUUUCUGUGCUCACUAUCUGUAUUGGAAGGCAUUUCAAAGGAAAGUAGAAGUUGAUUCAAAAGCACACACAAAGCACAACGGGCACUUCAAAAUGUGGUUAGGAAAUGGUAGAAAAAAGUAGAGAAUUUCUUAACAGUCUUAAUUCUAAUAUUCCUGAGCAAGUUGUAGCUACAAAGUAGAAAUCUCCUUUGGAAGAUCCCCUUUUCUAUGGUCUUAUGGGUAGCAUUUUGCUCGGUGAAACAGCUGACAAGUGCACCAAAUGACUGGAAUAAUGUACUGUAUUGAAAAUGUUUGUUCUGUUGAAGUUUGCUUUUCUGUAGGAUUUCCAGAAAAUGAAGUAACUUAAAUUGAAACCUGAUUGUUGAAGCAAGUCUCUGAUCUUUGUGGAGUUUAGCGCCCAAACAGCCUGUGUGGAGUAUGUGUUCUUUAGAUAUUUCUGUGAAGAUGCUUUCAUCAGUCUGAGGUAGCUCAUGAACUUGAUGACUAGUUUGAGGGACAUUUUAACUAAUACUUUCUAAACACAAAACCUUGUUGUUACAGCUAGUCAGCCCAAUAGUAUAUUGUUAUAACGUAGUCCAUAAUUUAAUAGUUGCUCAUCUGAUUUAUGUAAUCUCUGCUGACUUGCUUAUCUCUGCCUUUCAUAUGGUAAUUAAUUAACUUGCAAUAGUGUAGUUGUCUACAGCAGCCAUCACAAGUUGAGUACCUUGAAAUUUUCCUAUCUUUUCCUUUCAAUGGAGAUAAGCUUAUAAAUUCAUUUAGUAUUGUCUAUUAAUUAAUGCAGAAAUGGUGUUUGGUAAGAUGGCAUGUUCUUCAACUCCUGGACUUAGUUUUAUCUCCAAGUGAAAUAUCUCUGAACUAAAUAUUUCAGAAUUAAAUGGUCAGAGAUGGGGCAUACCCUUAAAUUAUAACUUGGAAUAAGCUGAAAAGGUAAAAAGUCUGCACUCAUGUCAAAUACAUUUGUAGAGACAUUCCCAUUGUAUAAACUUAUUCACAACUAAGGUCUUUGAAUUUCAGCAGCGAUUAAAUGAAGCUCGGCUGUCAAGCUAGGAGCUCUUUAUUAUAAGGGAAACAGGUGUUUGGAUUAGAUCACUUGGAAUCCAUUUCCCCAAAACCAUAUUCAUUUUUUAAACUACUUGUUUUAAAGCUAGAUGUUAAUUUUAACCUGGUCAUCAGAGGCGUGUAACCAUUACUUUUAGAGGGCUACUGCAAGUUACUGAACUCUCCAUAUUUUUCAUGUUUUUAUUCAAUGGGUUGAGUCCUUUGGCUCUAUUAUUUUAAAGAGCUCUAGAUUGUUCAUCAAUCAGCAGUGUGGAUUCAAAGAUGCUGUGCAUAUGCAUGAGCAGUUGCUUAUCCCUGAGAUGGCCCUUUCUUCAGUAAAAGGUCCAAAGCCAUUCUCCCUUGAACUACAAUUGUGUAAUUUCUAACUUAAAAGUGUGAGACUUUAAAUAAAACCAUCCUGGUACCUUGCUAGAACAAUCUCUAUGUAGGUUGCUUGGAUAAGAAGGAACCAGCUUGCUGUAUAUGAGUAUUCAGAAGUUUGUUAUCUGCUUAUGUUACUGUCUCUUUUCAUUCUCCUAGAACAGCUGGGAUUUGUAGUUGGAAGGUGUACUUUCAUCCUAAAUUUCAUGUGAGAAUCAGGUCGGCUUAGUAGUGUGUUAUUUUAAAAUGUGGCUUUGUACAUAAUUUGUAGUGGCUCCAACAGGUGUUAAUUGUGACAGAUAAUGAGGUGGGGAUUUUGGUGUGGAAUGUUCUGGGCUUUCUCUUGAUUCAGAUCUAUUUCUUCUAGCAAAACAAGUUCUGUUGUGGUACAGGAUAACUUUUUUUUACUUCCUUUCACUUGUACUGUGAAAAUACCAUUUUAAUGCUUUCACUUGUACAGUUAAACUGAAAACCCAGCACAAUACAAUGCCCUUUGCACUCAGUGCAUGUGCGUUUCCAAACUUGGAGGCUUAUAUGCAUCUGAUGCCCAGCAUAAGGUGUGGAAGAAAUUUCUGCCACCUCACAUACUGCACAGCUACCUAGAUGUAGUGCUAAGUAGGGGAAAUGAAGGAGAAUGGGAGUUCUAUUUACAUAUGACUUAAGUGACUGGCCCAGCCCCUUCUUCUCAUCACUCCCUGGCACACCCCUUUUCCUUCUCUCCCAAGGUGGAUAUUCAACUUUGGAGAAGCAGUCAGUUUGAUUAUUCCAGUGCCAGCUGCGAGGACCUCAGAGCUGGGGCUCUGACUGUGCCCCGGCCCCAGACAACAUUGGGAAUGCAUAGGAUAAUGCCCUAAAACCCCAAUAAUUUUAUGUCCUUUCAUGACACCCACAAUGUUGGAAUGAUCUCCUCACUAUAGCUAUGAUAGGGCUGGCCCUGUCCAGUGACUAGCAAUAUAAAACAUGCAAAUUACAUUUAGAUAAUAAAAUGAAUGUAAUAAACCUUCCUUGUGUUCAGCAUUAUUCAAGUAGGAGCACCUUAAUUUUAUCAAAACAGAUCAGUGAUCAAACUGAGACAUUUAAGAAAGAGGUAUAUAUAAACCGUCUACUCAGUAAUUUUUUGUACUAUGCCAAAAGGUUGUGACAGUGACUGUUAACAUCAACAAGUGUAAGUGCUGAUGUAGCAAAAGGACAUUUUUAAAUUUAAGUCUAGAAGUAACAAGAUGUUUUUAAUUUUUCAUUAUCUUUGUGCAAAUGAUAAGACAGAAAUUGCUCUAUUAAAUAUUUGAACUUUAAAAUGCUUUAAAUAUUUUUAAGUGGAAAUACUACAGUGUCAAGUGACUUUUUUGCAAUUUACAGUAACAAAUGGACAUAGGAAAAAAGGUCCUUCCUGUAUCAAGCAGGACAUUUCAACCUUGGUUCUUGGUCUGUUCUCUCUCUAAUACUACAAUUUUUUAAAAGAAAGUUUAGCUUUACUUUUACUUGGUUAUGACUGGUUAUGGAUUUUAAAAGCUACCCUAAGCGGUCCUGAACAGGCUAAGCAGUACGCUAUAUUUAAUACUUAGAUUAAAUAAGUAUUAUACACUGACACUAAAAACUGCAGUUCAUCCAUGACUGCAUUAGGUUGAUAACAUAUUCAGGUGAGUGACUAUGAGUUACGAUUUUGUAAGAGUUUUUCUGGAUAAAAAUAUUGCAACUGUAUAGUCUUUUCUAGUGAUCUUCCAUUAUUAACCAAGUAGAAUAGAGCUCCUCCAGUUUUUGAAAGCUUUUACCAUAAUUCCAAGAAAAAUAAAAUUUGCUGUUCCUCUGCCACAGAAGCAUUUGCUGAGGUAGGGAUUUGAGACGUAUACACAUGAACACUCAAAUUUUAUUAUUAGAAUAUGAAAUAAACACAUCUGCAUUUCUGUUCUUUAAUUUACUGCCAUAAUUUGUAUUUUGAAGAAUUUGGAAUGUAUUGCAAUUUUUAUCAAAAGGAAUGUUUUGUAUUUGAUGUGUAAAUACAAUAUGGAGCAGAGAGAUGGCUCCUUUGGAACAUUUAAAACUGAAGUGGGGAUAGAAAGGGAUUUGGGUAUCAAGUGCUGACUCUUCAGGGCUAAGUUCAAGUCACACAAGAACUAUGCCACUUCUGAAAUUCAUCCCUCAGGAUAAGUUUGCAGGAACAGCACAGGAAGCAUGUUCCAAAGCAGAGACCAUGGACCAAGAAGCCCUUCUGAAGGACUUGGUCCAACCCUAGGCCCUUUCCCACACAGAUAGCAUGAUCCCACCUCAUAAAUACGUGGGUGUGGCAUAAAAAUGUUAUAAAUAAAUAAAUAAUAUACAAUUUCAUGAGUUAUGAAAGAAAAAAAAUAUCCCCUUUAAUUCUGAAGAGUACAUCGGCUACAUUUUGGAUAUUUCACAAUGGUUUUCCCACCCUUUUCAUUUAUCAUAACAUCCAGCCUAAAGAAGAGUCAUAUACAAAACUUGCUAUUUGGUAACAUUUUGAUUGGUAUUAAUAAAAACUUUGCUCUAUUUAAGUUUACUUUAAAAAAUCAUUUGGCCAAAUGGCUGUAAAACAUCUAUACAUAGAUAAUUCACUUUAAACCUUUAAUUUUCCUGAUUUUUCAUGGCAAAAUCAUGAAUUAUGGUUUUGAUCACAAUCCUGGACAUUUGGGGAAAAAAAAACAUGAACCUGACAGUGCAGCGCUACUCUCCCUUUAUGUAAAUCUUUGAAUUUGAUGGUGCUAAACUCAAACUACCUUUUAAAAUUCAUAUGAGAAGCACCUGAGAAGUUGUGAGAAGUACCUGAUAGUCGUCCUUUGCUGUUAACUGCCACGGACACAAUUUUGUAUUGAAAUCAUGAGUUCCUCUAGUUCUUGUUCACCUUAGCCAGGGUGAAGAAACAGGCUGUGGUCCAAAUCUGCCUGUUCAGAAUUCCUAGAUGAACCUUCCCUUUCCCCACCAUUGAUUACUGGGCAAUUGUCUGGCUUGUGUGCGGCUAUUUCCAUUCUGGAAUGUUUCUUUUAAGGUAAUUACUGACAAUAAGAUAUUUAAGCUAAAAUGGUCUCAGUUCUGCCACUUUUGCCUUGAGCUCUAUCCCUUGAGAAAUAUGUUCUUCAAGAACAACUCCAGAAUGGAAUUCAAGCAUUUUACUGAAAAAGGUUCAACAUUCUUGGUGUACCAUUUGAGCCAAUUGCAGAAAGGCCUGUUUUGUUUUGAAAAACUGGAGGAUUGAUUGGUGUUCUUAGUUUUCUUUGUUUAACCUUUUACAUUUCCGGUCAACAUGGCAGUGUGGGGUUUGUGUGGGAGAGUAGGUGAUAGAAAAUGAACUCUAGACAGGGUUGUGGGGAAAAAACAUGUAUUUGCUCAUAUGCAUUUGGGGAUUGUAAAACUUUGCAGCAUAACAGCUCCUGCUGUUCCAAGGAUCAACUAUAGUGCUUUACAGUGCAGCUAUCCCACCUGCCUAGGGACAAGGUGCUUGAGAAAGUGCAUCACAUAUGGAAGUACGUACCUUUGUUCUCUCAAACCACAAGGCCUAGUUUAUCUAACAAAAGCACACUUGGUUCUAGAACAGGACACUUCACAAUUUCCCUUGUUCUGGUCUAAUGCUGCUUCUGAUUGGCACUAGCAAAGUUCACAAGAUCUGAGCAACAGGACCACAGAUACUGGGAAUCAGAUUGCCCUAAAUAUUCCUAAGCAUGAUGUACUUGAUGUAUUUAGCUUCAGCCCCACCCCUUUCAUGGCAAUGAGGUUGCUUGAGAUGGUAAAGUGUGCCCUUCCUAUUCUUGAGCUCUGCCUUAUGUUGUGCACCUCCAGUGAUACCUAGUACCUCUUCCUUGGUUCUAUUCGCUACUGUUCUUGUUCAUCAUGAAAGUGCUAAUUCAGAUGUUCAGGUACUGUUAACAUGCAGCUGAUACAUCUUGCUGGCUAAAGUUGUACCAUGCCCUGACUUCUAGAAGCAGCCUUCUACUGAUUUAUAUAAAGAAGCUCUCCUUGGAUGUGGUCUCGAGAGCUAGAAAAUGUUUGGAUUUCAUGGGAGGUAUCCCACUCUGCAGUGAGCAGAGGUUUCUCUGCUGUCACAUAAUCCUUUAGGGUAUUUUUUCCAGGUAUAAUGUGAUACAGAGAAACAUUACUUAACACAUGUCUUUUUCUGUUUUAUGUCAUUGGACUAAAGAAAAGAGCAGUUUAGUUUCUGCUUACCAGUGAAACUCACAACUAUAAUACAUUUUUGUAUUUCAACAUCUGAUUGAUUUUAGUUGAAAGGAACCAUCACAUAUAAUUUGCUUUAAUUUGGAGAGAAAACCUGAAAUGAAGCUAAUUUUGUUCUAUAGGCAUAGGAUGGGACACGAGCACGUGGGGACACCAUGAAAUAUUAGCUCUUAAAUAUUACCUGUAAAACUGUGAAAUUCAGUAACAUUUGUAUCUAAAAUUAUGUGCCAUGCACAAAGUUCUUUGUGGUGUGUGCUAACGUACUUGUUCCACAAGGUAAUGCAGUAAAGCCAAUGGAUUUUUGUAUAUCUCGCUUCAAUAUGGUAUAUACUUUUGUAGCCAUUUUUAAUGCCUGGUCUAUUCGAAUUUUAGAAGUUUAUAGAGUCUGCUUCCACAGAUGGUGCAUGGAUAUAUUUGAUGGUAUAAGCUAAUUAAUUGUGCUUUUUAUUGUUACAGUUCUAAAUUUGAGGUCACCCUGCUGUUAAACACAAAAGUAUUUGUCCUUCAGAAUGCAACAGGUAUUUGGUUAGAUAGGAAAUUAGACUUAUUUCUUUUAUAUAUAGUACUUUCUCAUUUCUUUGUGCUGUCAGAGAUAUGUGUGAGAAGUCUCCUAGCCAACAACCCUUUUAUUUGGGAAGGUUUAAAAGUUGUUCCUGCUAUAUUCUUUUAAAAAUAUAUUAUCACUGUCCAGAGUCCAUUUUGUAUUGGCACAAAUUGCAAAGAUCCUUGUGAACUUAGAUACUGACUACAGUGAUACCAGACAAGUACUUCUCUGCCUGUUGAUAUAGAUCAGCCAGUGCUUGCUUUUUGAUUAUCUUUAGCAUCAUCAUUCCUUUUAUGGGAGUGCAAGCUUGUUUAAUGGCCUCUUCCUUUCAUAAUCAUUAGUUUGUCAUCGUUCUUAACCUUCUGGUUCUUUGUGGUCUCUGACUCACUCAUGGGUUCUAUGCCACAGAGUGCAACUUUCAAACAUUCUAGAAAUAAACUUUCUGUGCAACCUUUGAUUUGGGCAAGAAGAAUGCAGAUUUCUACUUCAUCUUUGACUCCAAAAAAAAAAAAAAAGAGAGAGAUUUAUUUCCUCUUCCUGUCAGCCUCCACUAUAAUUCCUGAGGAAACUUGUAGGCAGUACGAAAGAACUGGAUCUGAAAGAAGUCCAGAGAAGAAACAAUAGUGGCACUGGAACAAAGUUUAUCCAUUGAGCAAGGCUUUUUCUUGAUUUAAUAGAGCACAUGCAAGAACUCACUGCCUAAACUAACUCUGAAUAAUAUAAAUGUGAAUCCCAUUCUUCCUGUAGAAAGCCUUAAGUUCAUUCAGUUACUUUCUUUAAUGGUAGGCUAUAGAUCAGCUCAUACAUAUGUUAAUAAAGUGGUAAUUGCCAUUAUUUCUCAACUUGAAUGUGUGAUGUUUCAAUUGUAAUGAUUCACUACACACAUUUGCUGCUUAUUUCAAGCAAGUACUUCUAGAAUACAUGUGCGCAUACAUGAAUGUGUCCAGCAGCUAAACUAGGAAAUAAAAGGCAGCAAUCCGCUAUAACAGGAUUCCCGACCAUUUUGGACCUGUGGGCACAUUUGGGAAUUUGAGAAGCCACCCAAUGGCUUCCAUUGAGGAUUUGGGAGUGAGAUGACCGCUGCUCGGGGAGCCUGACUAGGUGAGAGGAUGUGUGGGGAGGCAGAAAAAGUGGAAAGGGAGCGGGAAUGAAAAGAAGUGCUUCCUGGCUCCACCCAGGCUGCUUCUGUCCACACAGACAGUUCACAAUAGCUUGCUUUCUCUCCUCUCUACCCACUUCCUGCCUCUACCUUUUACCCUUUCUCACCUCCUCCAUCCCUAGUUUCUUUCUGUCCUCUUCUUCCUUCUUUCUCUCUUCUCUAUACUUUUCCCUUGCUUUCUCUUCUAGCCCACUGAUUGGUGGCAGGUUCACGAACAAAAAAACUUAGUGUACUAAAAGUACCAUUUUUGAAGGGGAUAGGGAGUGAAGAGCUAGGCUGCUACCAUUGGAGCUGUCAGGCACCAGGGUGUCCACAGGUCCCGCACUGGGGACCUCUGUUAUAUAGAGACUAAUAUUUGAAGUACAUUUUCCCCCAGUAGUUUAAAAUGAGAAUCUUGUGAGACAAACUGUAAGAAAAUAAUGACAGUUUAAAGUAGGCACCCCCCUACUUGUAAGUUUGCCAAAGUAUCAAGUUGCCCCUGAAGAAAAAAUGGGCUAAACAUUGCUUUGCAGAUGCUAUUGUUAGGCAUAGCCUCAGGAAAAUGUAAGUCUUAGAUUACUUGUAGUUGCUGAAAGCCAAAAGCCAUUCUUAUGCUAAUUAAUCCACCUGGUUUUUUUGAGAGAGGAUGUUAAAUCAGAACAAAGGCCUUUUGUAUGCACUAUUUGCUGUGCCCGAGGUGCUUUUGUAUGGGGUAACAAACUGACCCCACAUGUGACUAAUAGUGGGGAUCAUCAUCUCAAAACCUGUCUUCUGAUGAAAAACUGGGCAGGCACUGACCUAUUCAACUUUUGAAAGUCCUCUCCAUAUUGCUGGACUGGGGAACCUAUGGCUUCCCAAUGUGUUUGGACUCCAUUUCCCAUCUGCCUCUGCCAGCCUGGCCAGAAUAAUGGGGGUAUGUGUCCACCAACAACUGGAGGGCUACAGAUUUCCUAGUUCUGUCCUAGCAGACUGCUGUAUGACCUAUAGUUAGAGUUUACUCCUCUGAAGUCAGUUACAUACUAACACAAGUGUUUCAAUGCAAAAUUUGAAAACAAGUGAGUUGUUUACCUGCUUCUGACAUUUCCUAUCAAUAGUGCAACAACUGCUACCAGUACAAAGUGUUAGAGUUACAAGUAUGUUGGAGAAUUGUUGGGCUACAAUGUUGGCUAACAUGUUCUCUUUCCUCAGUUCUGAUGCCUGCAUUGUACUUCAAAAAGCAAAUUGAUCAGGAUGAAGCAAGCUUGAACUGACUGUGUCCUGAACAGAACCUAAUAACUUCUUCCAGCUUCCAUCUUGAAUCAUGUUUUGGUGGUUUAAGGUUCAGACACACUGUUUUGUAAAAUGAUACUUUGGAUUGCGGGGAGAGAGGGAAUCUUUAGUCAUGCCCUGCAAGAGAGUGUGUUUGUGCUGAUCAUGACAAAUAGACUUUAACCCUAAACCUGCUUGCUUGGAAAUAAAUUCCUUUGGAAUCAGGGGAAGGGGAGUAGUGUUGUGUAACCAUGUGUAGUAUCAGGUUAUUUGUUGCUAUAUUGCUGCUACUUUAAAUGGAUAGAUAUAUAAGGUGGUUGUGUGGAAACAAUGCGAUAUGUGCAAGGGUCUUAUGGACCCUUAUUUUGCUUCCCUCUUCCCUGCCCCGCCAAGUUGGGGUUUUGUCCCAUAUGUUAUGGUAGGGGUAUUACUUUUAACAGUAUGUGUGUGCGUGAAUAUUACAAAGCAUCAUUUGGAGAAGGUCUGCAUGUUUGUGGUUCAUAAGCAACUAGGUGCCUCAUGUUCAGGACUUGAGCAGAUAAGACCCCCCCCCCCCCCCCCCCCCGGACACACACAUUUUGCACUCUUUAGGCUUGAUGCUUCAAAGUCCAUUGAAACCAGUAGGGAAAUUCCUGCUGACUUGAUUGACCUUUUGUUUGAAUUGGGCCUUAUGCUCCUGCCUUCGUUGUGCCUCACUGAAAAUGGUGCUUUUCUGAUCAUCUGUCUCUUCUGGUUUUGAUUUUUAAGGUGCUGUAUAUAACUUGAAUAUAUGAUGCAUAUAUCCUACCCAAUGGGUAGAACAGAAACAAAAAGAGACCCAUUGUUAAUACUGUAAAAUGAUGUAUAGCAGAUAAGCAUUUUAACAAAAAAAGGCAUAGAACUUGUAAAUGCCUAGUUUUCUGCUUCUGCCUUUCCUUUCCUUUCCUUUCCUUUCCUUUCCUUUCCUUUCCUUUCCUUUUCUGGCAAAAUAAUAUGCAAAGCAAUGCAUACUAAUGGUAAGAAGUCUGUGUAUUUUUUAUUUUACUAUGAAUUAUCAAAAUAGUAUAAGGGAAAAGGAAUCUUUGAGCAAACCACUUUAAACUAGCCUGUUGAUGGUAAUUGGUUGCUUAAUGCAUCUUCUCUAUAAGGAGUCUUUGGUGAGUGUGUUCGUUUGUGCCACUUUGAAAACACCCCACUUCACUCUUUGUAGCAGCUGCUGAUUCUGUUGUUGCUUUGUGAUAAAAUUGAACCAGUAUUUGGCUUUUCCCCAUCAACCAAUAUUUAUUUUGUUCCAUAUCAAUCUAGAGAUAGGUCAGAUCCUAGAACCUGUAUAUUUGAAACAGCAACUUUUAAAAGAUAUCCUUUUGGUUAAAGUAGAAACUUUAAACCAUGCCUGAAAAAUGUAAGAUGGUGAAGCAUUUUUAUCUUUCAAGAGUUAUAUUUUAUGCUCACUUCUGAUUUACAGUAUGUCUAGAUGGUGAGUUGAGCAUUCAUGUUCCGUGCACAUCUUCAUUUUGCACUCUGUGUAUGCUGGGCACUUCUGCCCAUCUCCAGUCUCAGCACAGACCAUAGUGCACCAUGCCGGGUCUCCGCUGGUUCCCAUUCUGCUAGCUUCAUGCACUUUUGAUUUUAUCACAAGCAUUGCUUUCAGGAUGUGUCAUCCUAAUUUAUCCUCCCUACUUUUUUGUGCAAUUUUUAAAAAACCUGGUUCCACAUUACAUAUUGAUAUCAAGAAUGCUUGAUGUUAGGGUGACUUUUGAAGGAUGCUGGUCAUGGAUUUCUUAGUUGUCCAUCUGGCAAGAUGAACAGCCUUUUUCUGGCCAAUGCCGUUAAGAAUUGUGAAAGUGUUUUAGUGAGAGAGAGAGAGAAACAAUGCGAUAUUUUGCUUUGGGGCUUUGUUUUUAAUUUGAACAAUGAGAUGGGAUUUUGCUUAUGAGAACAAGGAGAAUAUUCUUUUGUGUGGGCUGGAGUGGUGUACAGCAAGGUUGACUUCACAGUACAAGUUCACCAUCUGUCCACAUUCUAUCCUGCUUCUAGAGUUUAGGUUUGUUAGGCCAAGCAAAUACCUCAGAAGUAUAAGGCAUACUUUUAGAUAAGAGAAUAUUAUAAUCACCCUGUUUUGAAAGGACCUUUAAAACAAAAUACCUAUCAAUAACCUUAAUUACACACAAGAAUUCGGUCAAGUCCAGAAUAAUCUUGUGACCUAGGAGUGGGAAACUCCUUUAUAUUGUUUGGCCUCUUUUGAUCCCCUUUGACAACCAUAGUGAUAACAGGAACAUCUAAGCUGAAUUCAGCAGAGCUGUCCUAGUAAAUUUUUCCUCUUCCCAGGGCACAAAUUAAUGGUAGACCACAAGUUCAAUACCACUGGUUUAAACCCAAUGGUUUCCCAUGUCUGUUGGUAGCUUUGUUAUCUUGUAGCCAUGAACAUAACACAAUGGUUUCAAGGGAUGUGCUGAAAAUUAUGUUUGUUUGGCAGCCACUGCCAGAGAUCAACAUCAAGUUAAUUGCUGGAUAGACUGAUCCAAAUCUGAGGAAAGGUCUGCCAGGUCUUCGAGGCCAAAGAAGUUCAGAAAUGUGCUCUUUGCUCUGUUCUUGUUAACGUAUAAUUUCUGUACUGGCCUCCCAUUUUGCUCAGUAAUAUCCUUCUAGGAAAUAACUACUUAUAUCCUGUACCAGGAUAAUAAUUGCCACUCACAUCCUCUAAUAUUAUGGUGUUUGUGGGGUUUUCAUAUCCUUACAGAUUGUUCUGUUAGUCCAUCUCCACACCCAUACUGUGCUGUUUUAGGAAAUCUACAAUGAUACUUGAGUAUGCACAGCUUAUUAGUAUUGUUAGUUCAUUUGGUUGGAACACAGAGUGUUAACUUAAAAAUUUUGUUGUACUGAUCUUUUCCUUGUUUGCUCUGCACUAUUGUGAUUUUUGGAGUAGAAGAAACCUUGCAUGUUACUGAACUAUGUGCCAGGUGAUAUCUAGAAUGCACAUUGCAAUAACAGAUGUUGUGGACCAAGCAAGAUGUUGCCUCCUUUAAAAAUCACCACUCUGCUUUGAAGCUGCAGUGGUGGAAAGAAAUGAUAGAGCCUAUCAAGUAGGCAUGGAGGUCUCUGUUCAUAUUUUUUCUCUUAUUAGAAAGCAUCAUAAUUUUAGAACAAAACUAAAUGUACACAUAUUUUAAUCAGAAACGAGAGCUUGGGGCAUAUUGUUAACAAAAAUUGAAGCAGAUAGUUCACUUUACCACUUUACAGAUAAUUUCUUUAUCUGGAGUGCAAAAGCAAUUAACACCUUACUGCAGAACUUGAUAUUCAAGAAGCUUGUCAAGUAGUUUAGAUACAGAUAAUGUUAUGAAGAUCUGUAUACAAACUUGACUAUUAGAUAUUGGGUUGGAUCCAGAUUAGUUAUUUUGUGAACAGAAGGAUUCCUUCCAAUUGAUGGAGGGAACUGGGAUCCAGUGAAUGCUCCCUGCUGGAGGAAGGCGUGGAGAGACAAUUUUCAAAUUCCCCCUUUCUGCUGCAGCACUCUGUGUUAAUCUCUCAUGCUGCUGUGAAUAGGGGCAUCCCCUACCUCCCCAGAGAAGAAAACACAGAGGACUGGUGGGGGUGGGGGGAAGAUGGAAUCAUGAAGAUUACCAUGAAGAUUACCACUCCAUUCUUUCAGCUGAUGCAGAACUCAGCUAAGUGCUACUCUGGACCCACUGAAUUUACUUAUGAAUUCUUGCCUGCUUUCAAUACACUGACCAUCUGUAUUGUGCAUUAGUGUUAAUUUUGCAGCAUAUGAUGUUUAUUACACAAUGAGAUGCAUAUGAUUUGUUGCUUUCCAUACUGGAUCACGCGUCCUGCUUUUAUAUAUGCCCGGGUUGCUUGUAUGUGUGUUUAUGUUGUUUCAAGGUAUUUGGACAGAAAAACAAGAGCACUAUCCACAAUAUUUAGUAUUUCAUUUGAAGUUUUUAAAGUUAUUUGAAACAAAAAACAGCCAUGUGGUUUAUAUUGGAACUUCUCAAUGGUGAUUCAUGUGAAGCUAUAAGGAAUCUUAACUUGCUUUAAGCAUCUUGGUAUUCCUUUUAACCUAAUCAAUUUGCUGCUUAAUUUCUAAUGUAACUCGCGAUUAUAUGCAGAAAAAGAUUUCAACAGUUGUGUACUUGCCUCCUUUUAACUGAGCAAAUGGUGAUGUUCUAGUAUUUAGACCUAAGGUCUGUUAUCGCAAUACUUUUAAAGGAAAAUGUUGCUCUAAGUGCUGUUGUUAGUUUUAAAUACAGAUUUUAUGCUUGUUCUUAAGAAGCUGUGGUCAAACCACAGAACAAAACUAUUAAAAAAUCAAUACAUUAA